AGUGUGUGUCCCCCCCCGGCCUGCCCCCAUGUUCCCGCGGGGAUCCCGGAGGCGCCGCUCAAGUCGUGGGGCGGCGGAGGCCGAGGAUCCGGACCGAGGGCAGCCAUGCAACGCCUGCGGGGAGCAGUGCCCCGGAUUCCUGCUGCACGGCUGGAGGAAGAUCUGCCAGCACUGCAAGUGUCCCCGGGGAGACCACGCGGUGAGCGGCCUGCCCGUGGACCUGGAGCGCAUGAUGUGCCGGCUCAUCUCGGACUUCCAGCGCCACUCCAUCUCCGACGACGACUCGGGCUGUGCCUCGGAGGAGUACGCCUGGGUGCCCCCGGGCCUCAAGCCGGAGCAGGUGUACCAGUUCUUCAGCUGCCUCCCCGAGGACAAGGUGCCCUACGUGAACAGCCCCGGGGAGAAAUACCGCAUCAAACAGCUGCUGCAUCAGCUGCCCCCACAUGACAGUGAGGCCCAGUACUGCAACUCUUUGGAGGAGGAGGAGAAGCGGGAACUGCGGCUCUUCAGCCAGCAGAGGAAGAGAGAAAAUCUGGGCCGAGGCACAGUCCGACUCUUCCCCGUCACCAUCACUGGGGCCAUCUGUGAGCAGUGCGGGAAGCAGAUCCGAGGCGGGGACAUCGCCGUGUUCGCCAGCCGGGCAGGGCACGGGGCUUGCUGGCAUCCCCAGUGCUUCGUGUGCAGCAGCUGCCAGGAGCUGCUCGUGGACCUCAUCUACUUCUACCAGGGGGGCAAGAUCUACUGCGGCCGCCACCACGCCGAGCGCCUCAAGCCGCGCUGCCAGGCCUGCGACGAGAUCAUCUUCGCGGCCGAGUGCACGGAGGCCGAGGGCCGCCACUGGCACAUGCGUCACUUCUGCUGCUUCGAGUGCGAAGAGGCGCUGGGCGGGCAGCGCUACAUCAUGCGGGAGAGCCGCCCGCACUGCUGCGCCUGCUACGAGGCGCGGCACGCGGAGUACUGCGACAGCUGCGGGGAACACAUAGGCAUCGACCAGGGCCAGAUGACGUACGAAGGCCAGCACUGGCACGCCUCUGCCCGCUGCUUCAGCUGCAGCCGCUGCGGCCGCCCGCUCCUGGGCCUGCCCUUCCUGCCCAAGCAGGGGCAGAUCUUCUGCUCCCGCGCCUGCGGCCUAGGCCACGAGCCCGGAGCCUCCGACUCGGCCGACUCGGCCCUGCAAGGCCCCCGGGACCCCCAGCCGGACGCCCAACCGGACCCCCGGCCCCGGGCCCGCUCAGGGUCCCUGGGCGGGGCGGAGGGUGGCCCUGCUGGCCGGCCCUGCUGGGCCCAGCGUCGAGGGGCCCCCGGCCCCCCGUUCCAGCGCGGCGGACCCCACCGCCGCUCCCUGCCGGAGCUGGAGCUGAGGAGCGGAGAGGGGCCGGGCCCGACCCCCGACGCCCCCGGCCCUGGGCCCUUCGCCCGCCAGGCCGCCCCCCCGGAUUCCUCUUCUUCGUCUUCGUCGUCGUCCUCCUCGGACUCGGGCGAGGAGGGCUACUUUUUGGGCGAGCCGAUCCCGCUGCCCCCGUCCCUGCGCCCGGCGCCCGCCCAGGAGAAGGGGCAGGGGCAGGGGCAGGGGCAAGGCCGGGCCCGGGCCCGCCAGAAGAGCUGCACCAUGGCCUGAGCCCCGCGAGGCCCCCACGCUUUUCAUUA
Molecule: messenger RNA, 1647 nt
Organism: Tachyglossus aculeatus (Australian echidna)
Lineage: Eukaryota; Metazoa; Chordata; Mammalia; Monotremata; Tachyglossidae
Gene: PRICKLE3
Product: prickle planar cell polarity protein 3
Exons: 9
Coding region: 29-1618 (529 amino acids)
Molecular function (GO): zinc ion binding
Source: RefSeq, a predicted model, not a curated record